Molecule: messenger RNA, 1590 nt
Organism: Spirodela intermedia
Lineage: Eukaryota; Viridiplantae; Streptophyta; Magnoliopsida; Alismatales; Araceae
Source: the annotation of a GenBank genome assembly
AUGGUCUCAGAGCACUGGAUCCCCAAAAUGCGAAACCAGGACAGCUCCAGUCCCCAAUCCACCACCGCCGCCGCCAAGAAGAAAGAAUCCAAACCCUCUCCCGAGCUGAACGUCGUCGGAAUCCUAUCCUUCGAGGUGGCCAGCGCCAUGUCCAAGAUCAUCCACCUCCACAAGUCCCUCUCCGCCUCCCAGAUCUCCCGCCUCCACGGUGAAGUACUCAAUUCCCAUGGCGUGCGGAACCUCGUCUCCGACGACGAGACCCGGCUGCUGGAACUGGUGGUUGCGGAGAAGCUCGACGACCUGGACCGAGCCGCCGCGGUGGUGUCCCGGCUGGGGAAGCGGUGCAACGAGCCGGCUCUGGUGGGCUUUGAGCACGUCUACGCCGACCUCCUCCGAAGCCGGGUGGAGAUGGGCAAGCUGGGUUUACCGGCGAAGGACAUGGAAGGCACGAUCAGGAAGAUGGAAAGGUACGUGAGCUCCACGGCGAGCCUCUAUGCCGAGCUGGAGGUGCUGAACGAGUUGGAGCAGGGGGCGAGGAAGUUCCUCCCAAGCCAGUACCACGAGGAGACCCGCCGGGCCUUCGAGCAGAAGAUCCAGUGGCAGAGGCACGACGUCCGGCACCUCAGGGACGUCUCGGUGUGGAACCAGACCUUCGACAAGAUCGUCAGCCUAAUGGCGAGGGCCGUCUGCGCCAUUCAUUCCAGGAUGAGCCUCAUCUUCGGGGAGGCGAUUCUCCCCCAAAAUGUGGGCACAGAGCUCUCGGGUCGGUUCGUCUCCGGCCAACUCGUCUCCGGGCGCCGCCGCGUCCCUCCGUCCGGUGCUGUGGCGGCGAUGCCGCAGAGAAAGCAAGUUGGUGCUCUCCGCGUGGAGAGCCUCAGGCUCCCCUGCGGGCCAUCUCCGGUGAGACUCUUCGCCGAAUGCCUCAGCUUAGCCAGUUCCGCCCCUUUGGAGGAUGAUCGGGAUGGGGAUGACGAGCAUCUAGAGAGGGGAAGCAGCCGGAGCCGGGCGCCGAUGAGCGGCCCCUUCCUCCGUGGCCGACCCAGCAAGCAGCGGACAUCCAUCCCGAAGAACGGGUUGGCGGCACGCGCCGCCCCCUCCUCCGUCGGUGGCUCUGCUCUUGCCCUGCAUUAUGCGAACGUUAUAAUCAUCAUCGAGAAGCUCCUGCAGUAUCCCCAUCUUGUCGGAGAGGAAGCCCGGGACGACCUCUACCAGAUGCUGCCGACGAGCUUGAGGUCUUCUCUGAGGAAGACACUCCGGUCGUACAUCAAGGAUCUUGCGAUCUACGACGCCCCCCUGGCUCAUGACUGGAAGGAGCGCCUCGGCAAGGUCCUCACCUGGCUCGGCCCCAUGGCUCACAACAUGAUUAGAUGGCAGACCGAAAGGAACUUCGAGCAGCAGCAGAUAGGGCCGCGGGGGAGCGUCCUCCUUCUGCAGACCCUUUUCUUCGCCGACAGGGAGAAGACGGAGGCCGCCAUCUGCGAGCUUCUGGUAGGUCUGAACUACAUCUGCCGUUACGAGCACCAGCAGAGCGCCCUCUUGGACUGCUCCAGCAGCCUGGACUUCGAGGACUGCGCCGACUGGCAGCUCUAG